UUGGCCAGGAAGCAGCCGCUUCCCGCACCACAUCGCUCCGGCUGCGGGAGGCUCCCAGCGAACCGGGACGAAGAGCUCCAUGCGGCAGGACCGGGCAUCGCUGGCCCCCGGCGCAGCCCACCACUAACGCCAAGGCCAGGCCUGCAGCACCUCCCUGCACUGACUGGCAGCUGCUGGCAGGGGCUUUGGCUCUGAGCACUGAAGAUGGGCAGAUUCCUGGGUUUCAUCCAUAACCACUGUUUCAUCACACUGCUCCUCAUCUCCUUGAGCCCGCUGAGCCUUGCCCAGUACGAACACUGGCCCUACCUCCCCGGGUACCCUGAGCCACCCCCCCAAGUGUACCAGCCCCCCCCGAGACCAGCAAACGUGCCCAAGAUCCAGCUGCGGCUGGCAGGGCAGAAGAGGAAGCACAACGAGGGCAGGGUGGAAGUGUUCUACAGUGGUGAAUGGGGCACCGUGUGCGACGAUGACUUCUCCAUCCAUGCUGCACACGUGGUCUGCAGGGAGCUGGGCUAUGUGGAGGCUGUGUCUUGGCUACCCAGCUCCAAGUAUGGAAAGGGAGAAGGGAAGAUUUGGAUGGACAAUGUCCACUGUAACGGGAAGGAGCCCACCCUGGCUGCAUGCACUUCAAACGGCUGGGGAGUGACUGACUGCAAACACACCGAGGACGUGGGGGUGGUCUGCAGUGAAAAGAGAAUCCCUGGCUUCAAGUUUGACAACUCCUUGCUUAACCAAAUAGAGAACAUGAACAUCCAGGUGGAGGACAUCCGGAUCCGUCCCAUCCUCGCCACCUACCGCAAGCGGGUGCCGGUCACGGAGGGUUAUGUGGAGGUGAAGGAUGAAGGGACCUGGAAGCAGAUCUGUGACAAGCACUGGACCAUGAAGAAUUCCCGUGUUGUCUGUGGCAUGUUUGGGUUCCCAAGCGAGAGGAAAUACAACACCAAUGUCUACAAGAUGUUUGCCAGCAGGAGGAAGCAGCUUUACUGGGCAUACUCCAUGGACUGCAGUGGGAACGAAGCUCACAUCUCCAGCUGCAAACUGGGCAACCACCUCAAUGUGGAUGUGGAGAAGAACGCCACGUGUGACAAUGGGAUGCCUGCAGUCGUCAGCUGUGUCCCAGGCCGGGCCUUCGCCCCCAGCAGCCACAGUGGCUUCCGAAAAGCCUUCAGGCAGGAGCAACCACUGGUGAGGCUGAAAGGAGGAGCCAACACUGGCGAGGGCCGAGUGGAAGUGCUGAAGAAUGGGGAAUGGGGAACAGUUUGUGAUGACAACUGGAACCUGGUGUCAGCCAGUGUGGUGUGCCGGGAGCUGGGCUUCGGCAGUGCCAAGGAGGCCAUAACAGGAGCCAGGCUUGGGCAAGGCAUGGGUCCAAUCCACCUAAAUGAAAUAGACUGCACUGGCUUUGAGAAGUCAGUCACAGACUGCAAGUUCAACAUGGAGUCCCAGGGCUGUAACCAUGAAGAAGAUGCUGCUGUGAGAUGCAACGUCCCAGCAAUGGGCUUCCAGAAUCAGCUGCGGCUGAGCGGCGGCCGCAACCCCUACGAGGGCCGGGUGGAGGUGCUGGCGGAGCGCAAUGGGACCCUGCGCUGGGGCACAGUGUGCAGCGAGAACUGGAGCACGGUGGAGGCCAUGGUGGUGUGCAGGCAGCUGGGGCUGGGCUUCGCCAGCCAUGCCUUCCAGGAAACCUGGUACUGGCAUGGGGACAUCAGCGCCGACAACGUCGUCAUGAGCGGUGUCAAGUGCUCGGGGACAGAGAUGUCCCUGGCCCACUGCCGGCACGACGGAGCCCACGUCUCCUGCCCCAGAGGAGGAGGUCGCUUCGGGGCCGGAGUCUCCUGCUCAGAGACCGCCCCUGACCUGGUGCUGAAUGCAGAGCUGGUGGAGCAGACGGCGUACCUGGAGGACCGGCCCAUGUUCAUGCUGCAGUGUGCCCUGGAGGAGAGCUGCCUGGCCAGCUCGGCCGCCAACACCUCCAUCGCCUCGGGCUACCGCCGGCUCCUGCGCUUCUCCUCCCAGAUCCACAACAACGGCCAGUCCGACUUCCGACCCAAGAACGGGCGCCACGCAUGGGUCUGGCAUGACUGCCACCGGCAUUACCACAGCAUGGAGGUGUUCACCCACUAUGAUCUGCUUAACCUCAAUGGAACCAAGGUGGCUGAAGGGCACAAAGCCAGCUUCUGUCUGGAAGACACCGAAUGUGAAGCAGAUGUGCAGAAACAGUAUGAAUGUGCCAACUUUGGGGAGCAAGGCAUCACCGUGGGGUGCUGGGACGUGUAUCGGCACGACAUCGACUGCCAGUGGAUCGACAUCACCGACAUCCCACCAGGGGAUUACCUCUUCCAGGUUGUCAUCAACCCGAACUAUGAGGUUGCUGAAUCAGAUUACUCGAACAACGUGAUGAAAUGCAGGAGCCGCUAUGAUGGGCAGCGCAUCUGGAUGUACAACUGCCACAUAGGUGGCUCUUUCAGCGAUGAGACAGAGCAGAAGUUUGAUCACUUCAGUGGACUCACAAACAACAAGGUGUCCACCCGAUAGACGGGCAGCGCCUCCCACCCCACUAUUUAAAGAAGCCAGGUUUCCCAAACCACUGCACACACACACGAAUCAAGCAAACAAUCAAACUCUGCAUUAGCAAGGUAAAUUAUUUCCUACAGAUGCCUUCCUCCCCGGGUUUAGGUGCUCAGACCACCACGUGCCUCCUGUAACUACCCCAGGUAGUUGGGAGCAGGCUGUUAGACUCGGCUCCGUAUCUUCACCAUUCCAAGCUUCGCCACAAAGACUUCUCCCUCCACUUUGCAGCACCAUCUUUAUUCAGAGACAUAGGUCCAGGCUGCAGCAAGCACCAAUUGGCUUUAGGUGCCAACUACCUAAAUAUGUCUUUACCAUUCAUUUUCCUCAAGGCAUUAAUCUUGGUAUCUUUAAGCUCUUUGACUCAAGCUUGAACACUGUUGGCGCAAAGGCCUCCCCUGGCGACACUGCUUCUUGACUGAUCCUCAGUGCUCCCAUGAGAGGCCUUCUUCAUUUUAGCAAAGAAAUACAGGAAAGGAAAGAAAUGGAGCAGCUUUUCUGAGCAGAACAGUGUAAAGCAUCAUUUAAUACUGCAGUGAAACUCUUGUAUUCAACAAUCAACUCCCAACACAGUCUCGUAAGUGGAGCAGCUAAUGCAGAACGGUCCUUCUGCAAGUGGAUCAGGGCUCCAUGAAGCUACACAUCCCUUGGAACAUCUCCAAGACUCUGCAGACCCAACGAUGAGGCCGCUGGACACAAUUUCCAUUACACAGUAAGCUUUUCACCCCAUAGAUUCUACAUACAUCUGAAUAUUACCUUCUAAGCUGGAUAUUCACUCUGUUCUUUAAAGGAUGCGUUUAGUUAAGGCAUUGUAUCAUCACUACCUUACAGAGGUAACUUCAUGGCUUUUCUCAUCAGGGAUCUGGACCUGUGCUGUCACAGACCCACCUGUGUAAGUUGACUUUAAAGGAUUUGAACACUUGGUAAAUUCACAAUGGUGCUAAGUGUGUUCCUCUGUUUGUUUGAGGCCACACGUUGCUACAGAUCUGCAGACACAGCUACUUGAAUAAAAGCCUUUUACCCAGAACAUGUUUUACAUGCCAUUUGUCUAUUUCUACUCCAUGAAAGUUUAGGGACUUGGUCACAAUUCCUGGGACUGAAGAUUUUUCUCUAUACAUACAAAAAAAACUUCUCUAAGUAACUGAAUACUUAAAGCUGCCCUUUUCAAUCCACAGGGGAAUUGAAACUGGCUGCAUCCAACUUGUGCUCCCCAAAACCUACCUCACAGGGAUGUUGUGAGGCUUAAAGAAUGCAGAAGGACUUUUGCUAAUGCCUGUCAAGAGUAUUUCUGUCAUUUAUUUAUCCAGUGGCCCAGAUGGUGGCAUCCAGCCUACUGUAAGUUGGAAAACUCCAUUUUGUUCUCAAGGUGCUGGACUGUGUAGCAAAAGCAGAGCCUGAGCUGUGUUGGAUGCCCUACUGCUGCUGCCACAAGGUGUCUCACAGCAUCUCCUACCACCAGGCUCUGGGAACAUCAAAACUGUCAAGUUCUGGCUUCCUAAUCAGUGUAUAACUUGACUUGCUACCAGUGCAAGGCAGCAAGCACAGGCUCUCUACACACCAUGUAAAUAAGGAAAUCCCUGAACCUCACUUGCAUUCAACGCUUGUCAUUUUGAUGGGAUACUAUUUGAACAAUAACAUUAGAACAAAGUGUAAACAUUAAACAGCUUUUUCUGACCCCUGCAGAUGCUCUGCUCUUGCUUACAGCUCAGUUUUGGCCAACAAGAUACAACUCCCUUCACCUAAUGCUGCUUUUUAAGUACAGAGCAGGCUUUACUGUAAGCAGACUCCCUUUCUGCAAGUGGCCCAGUGUUAACAGACCCUUUGAAUCUGAGUUCAGCAGCAUGCUCUCCAUAACAAAGAGCUAACAAAACCCCCACAGGGUUUGGCUUCAAGUGCAAGAUCUCACUAAUAGUAAACCUUUCCCCUUCCCAACCUCAGAAACGAUGGUGCUAGUCCAUAAGAGAACACCCCCCAUGGUAACUCACUGUUCUGCAUGCAGUUUAAUAUCACAGCCAUGCUCUUCUAUACAGCUAUUUGUUUUAGCUGAGAUGGUUUAUUCCUCCUGGUCCAAGCUCUCUGGCAGGAGCAGGUCGGUGCCUGAGCCCUCCUGCUGCUUGUGCUUCAAGCCCAAGGCACGGGUCACCAGCCGCUUGGCCACCGCCGUGUCCGUCUGGGGUCUCUCUUUUGCCAAGUGAAGGAGCUCUAGGUACAAAAGGGUGAGAAACCAUCAAGUUAGUGCUUGUUCAGGAACAGGCUGGGGGCUAACCCAGGGGCCUGGCAGACAGAAGGGCUGAUGUCCAUUUCCUUUGUUCCGUUACACAUUUAGCCCAGGAGCAUGAGCAACCAUUCUAGGCAUAGCCAGUAAAUUGCCUUUCCUUUUAGCAAAUACCCCUCCUGCUUUAUACAGUCCAACCAAACAGAACCAAGUUUCUCCACACUUGGGGAUGUGUGAGCUCAAUUUAGACCAAGCAAACCAGCAGAAAGCACCAAGGGAAGAAAAAUCUGCAUUUCUUAAAGACGACCUGGCUACAGCAGAUGCUUUGGGAAAGCCCUUGGCCACUAACUCCCAGUUACUGGUAGACGCGUGGCUUGCUCCAGUCUCACCUGACAAGAAAUUAAUACAUCAAACCUUUGCCCAAGGCCAAAAUCUCAUGAUUUCCUACUCAUUUAUUAGCAACUGGGUGCAAAUCUAUUAUCCAAGUCAGUAAUGAGGCGUGGCUUUCUCAGAGGGUUUCUUAGUAAAAGCAACAGGGGUAACUCCAAGCUUGGGAAAUAAACCUGCCACUCUUUCUUAACAGGAACAAAGCAAAACACUAAAGAUAAGAGACACUGUCAGCUAAAGAGCCAAAUCUGUGUUUGGAAAAUAACUGCUAUUGAAAUUGAACCCAAGAGUUUAUAGAUGAUGUUCCCCAGGAGGAGUUUAUAACCUGAUUCAGAAGUGCUCCAGCACCAAGAAUCAGUAAGAUGGAGUGAAAAGAGAUGCUGGGGAGUGUGUAAACCCAAAUUGCAUCCUUUGAUGUGCCAUUGAAAUCUACCAGUCUUUAAAACUCAGGAAAUUCCAACUGUGACAGUGUCCCUUGAACCCAUUCAUACAGAAACUUGUUUAACUGCAGUGUACUGGAGAAGUAACAGCAUCAUUGUACCUUCAGCAAAGUCUCUGCUGCUACCAGGUUCAUGGCAUUUCUUUACUGUGGCAAGUAUAACUGAUUACAAUAUGAUUUUAAAAGGCAAUAAAAGAAAUAAACCAA
Messenger RNA from Melopsittacus undulatus (budgerigar), 5816 nucleotides. It is a transcript of the gene LOXL2, whose product is annotated as lysyl oxidase like 2. Gene Ontology annotation, cellular component: membrane. The coding region runs from base 205 to 2535 and encodes 776 amino acids. The record is from RefSeq and is a predicted model, not a curated record. Gene Ontology annotation, molecular function: protein-lysine 6-oxidase activity; copper ion binding. Lineage: Eukaryota; Metazoa; Chordata; Aves; Psittaciformes; Psittaculidae. Gene Ontology annotation, biological process: peptidyl-lysine oxidation; collagen fibril organization. The transcript has 14 exons.